Molecule: messenger RNA, 342 nt
Organism: Penicillium brevicompactum
Lineage: Eukaryota; Fungi; Ascomycota; Eurotiomycetes; Eurotiales; Aspergillaceae
Exons: 2
Coding region: 1-342 (113 amino acids)
Source: RefSeq, a predicted model, not a curated record
AUGCCCUUUGGUGCUGUCAUCCGGCCUGGAGUUAUCAGGCCUCUUUCUGUCAAGAUUAGUCCCAUUUCAUGGGUUGCCUAUCACAAAUUUUUACAAUCAAGUUCUACAAAUAUAGCUCCUCCCAUCUACGUUGCUCCCUCAUUCCCUGAUGAUUUUGAAUCAUCGCCUUUGGUACCGUACGGUCCAACGAUAGCAAAACAAAUGCCUAAAUGGGAUGAAAGUCGAGCUACUUUGAGUGAAGCUGAGAUUAAGGCUGAUCGAGAUGAUGUUAAGCUGAACGCAGAGCCUCGAAACAAGACUCCAACGAUGGAAGAAAGAGAGCUCGAAUUGGAUGAAAUGUGA